AUGGCGGCGGCGGCCGAGGGUGUCCCAGAGACCCACCGCGAGGAGCCCGUUCAGGAUGAUGCCGCCGUGGAGACCACUGAGGAGGCAAAGGUGCCCGCUGAGGCUGACAUCACUGAGCUCUGCCGGGACAUGUUCUCCAAGAUGGCAACUUACCUGACUGGGGAACUGACGGCCACCAGUGAAGAGUAUAAGCUUCUGGAAAAUAUGAAUAAACUAACCAGUCUGAAGUAUCUUGAAAUGAAAGAUAUUACUGUAAACAUUAGUAGAAACUUAAAGGACUUAAACCAGAAGUAUGCUGGACUACAGCCUUAUCUGGAUCAGAUCAAUGUAACUGAGGAGCAGGUAGCAGCUCUUGAGCAGGCAGCCUACAAGUUGGAUGCAUAUUCAAAAAAACUGGAAGCCAAAUACAAGAAGCUGGAGAAGCGAUGAAAAACUUAUUCCUGUGGGACAAAGUCUUCUUUAAUGUGGGAAGAAUGUUUUAUAAGACCUGAAUCUUGAGGCUGAUGAAUUGUCAAAACUCCUCAAAAGGCAACUAUGCUGGUCGUCCCAGAAACUUCACAACACUGGAGUAAACUGGAGGACUGCGGCUACUCCUGGAAGAACUUCUUCUGAGGCAGAAUCCCUCAAAAACUCACGCUUAUAACUCCUUACCUUUUACUUGAAUGCUUCAUCAUCCAUUCAGGACAGAGACUCCCUCAAAGUUUGCAUAAACAUGGAUUUGCCAGUAGAAUCAAACAAGCGGGCCUGUUUUCCCUGGUUGCAGUUGAUUACUACAUUAUUUUCUUAAAUGGUUGGUUUUUGAGUUACUGUGUAAAUGGUUGUUUUUUUCUAUUAAGGAUGUAAUGUAUUGCUAACAAGAUUCUAAAUUUAAAAAGGAAAAC
This is a messenger RNA of Balaenoptera musculus (blue whale), 881 nucleotides long. RefSeq names its product biogenesis of lysosome-related organelles complex-1 subunit 2-like. Gene Ontology annotation, biological process: endosomal transport; lysosome localization. Gene Ontology annotation, cellular component: BORC complex; gamma-tubulin complex; BLOC-1 complex. Lineage: Eukaryota; Metazoa; Chordata; Mammalia; Artiodactyla; Balaenopteridae. Gene Ontology annotation, molecular function: gamma-tubulin binding. The record is from RefSeq and is a predicted model, not a curated record.